This is a messenger RNA of Acanthochromis polyacanthus (spiny chromis), 7031 nucleotides long. RefSeq names its product coiled-coil domain-containing protein 180-like. NCBI's taxonomy places the organism in Eukaryota, Metazoa, Chordata, Actinopteri, Pomacentridae. The record is from RefSeq and is a predicted model, not a curated record.
GUCUAGGUGUUCAUAGAGGUCUAGGUGUUCAUAGAGGUCUAGGUGUUCAUUGAGGUCUAGGUGUUCAUUGAGGUCUAGGUGUUCAUAGAGGUCUAGGUGUUCAUUGAGGUCUAGGUGUUCAUUGAGGUCUAGGUGUUCAUAGAGGUCUAGGUGUUCAUUGAGGUCUAGGUGUUCAUAGAGGUCUAGGUGUUCAUAGAGGUCUAGGUGUUCAUAGAGGUCUAGGUGUUCAUUGAGGUCUAGGUGUUCAUUGAGGUCUAGGUGUUCAUUGAGGUCUAGGUGUUCAUUGAGGUCUAGGUGUUCAUUGAGGUCUAGGUGUUCAUAGAGGUCUAGGUGUUCAUAGAGGUCUAGGUGUUCAUAGAGGUCUAGGUGUUCAUAGAGGUCUAGGUGUUCAUUGAGGUCUAGGUGUUCAUUGAGGUCUAGGUGUUCAUAGAGGUCUAGGUGUUCAUAGAGGUCUAGAUGUUCAUAGAGGUCUAGAUGUUCAUUGAGGUCUAGAUGUUUGUGUUUUAGAGCUACAAGCUGCUUCAUGUUGAUUUGUGUUUCAUUUUACUGAAAGUUCCUGAACAUAAACUGAUGAUAAUUCAACACAAAUCUCAAUAAAUCUGAUGUUCUUGAAGCACACCAGGAUCAGUGGAACAGGAGAUCAAAGCUCCACUGAAAGACUCAUCGUUCCUCAAAGGAUUCACAUUUCAUUUGUCUGCAGAAAAGAAAGUCUCUGUUGAUUUAAUUUCUGCUCCUCCUAGUUGGAGUGAGAUGGAGACAGAACGUGAACAUUUGGACCAGCAGAGAUCAGAUGGAGAACAUCACUCGCUGUCAUUCAGGUUUUACUCUUUUUUCCAUCUUCACAGUCCAGAAAUGAAACCGUGUCCUCGGCUGGAUCCAUUCAGUCACUGAUCUGAUGAAACUCUUCUGUCUGUUCUCACCACAUUUCAUGUCCGUUACUUUGAUUUCUGGAGAACCUGAACCUUUCAAAGCUUCACAGGUUUAUCUGAAGAGUGGAAAUAUAAAAAUCUCAAGUUUGAAAACAUGAGAUUCUCAGAUUAUUGGUGUUGGGUCCCAAACAGUGGACCAAUCAGUUGUGUGCAACAGUGUUGCCAAGGCAACCGUCUGUCCUGCAGGAGGCGCUGUCUGCUCUGAAGCUGUCGGAACAGGAGGUCAACCACAUCAUCAACUCUCAGCUCCUCCCUCUGAUUGGACGACGGCAGAGUCAGGAUGAAGAGCGAUUGGCUGCUUUAGACGUGUGCUGUGACUUGGCGGCCCGUCACGCUCUCCGCCUCAGCAGGUGUGUUUUCGCUGUGAUGCAAGCAGCGGCGUUGCUAUGGGAGAGGCACAGCCGCAGGUUGGAGAGGAGAGAAGAAGAAGUGCGGCAACAGCUGGACGAACUGAGACGCUCACAGCAGCAGCACAUACAGGAGCAGAAGGUUGGCGUGGACGAGCUGUUGGGUCGCCUGAGGCAGGAGAGCAGCGAAGACAUUCUGAAGACGUCUCUGGACCAAACCAUCCUCCACCUGCAGGACAUCACGGACAGUUGCAGACGGUGUGUCUCUGCUCAGUGUUCUGUGUUGGAUUCUGUUCCAUCUCUCUUCAUGGAGGAACUGUUCUCCUACAGCAGCAGCAUCAGCUCCUUCUACCAGCUCAGACACACAUACCCACCGAGUCCAGAAGAACUGCAGAACCUCCAUCUAUCAAACUCCACCUGCCAGGACCACCAGGACCACCAGGACCACCUGGAACACCUGGAACACCUGGACCACCUGGACCACCUGGACCCGGGUCAGUCUGCCUCCGUUCAGCCUCAGACUCUGGAAGUGAUCCAGCCCAAAACACUGAAACCAGGGAUGACUGAGAAACAUCCAAUCAGCUGUCAGAAUGAUGUAGGUCCCGCCCAGGACUCUCAGGAUUGGCUGACUGAGGCAGAGACCUCCCUAAUGGAACUCUGUGACAUCAGCACCUAUGUCACCUUUACAUCAUCAAGAGGUGUGGCCUACACUGGCCCCGCCUUCAGAUGCCCCUCCCCUGACCUCCCAGACAGCCUAAACCCACCUGAGACAGCACACCUGAACCUGUUCCAAGAGCUGCUCACACGCGCACUGAGCAGGACCCGCACUCUGUUCCUCGAUCACCUGGAGCAGCGUUUCCACGACGUCCUGAGCUCAGCCGUUGUCAUGGUGACAGAGAUGAAGGAGGCGCUGCGCUCAGAGCAGGAAGUCCAGCUGCAGCAGCUGAAACCAGAACACGUCCACGCCCACAUCUAUCUGCAUCGCCACGCGGAGCUGCAGCGGCACCGGCGGCUGGUGGACGUCCACUGUGAGGACGUGUUGGACAUGCUGACCUCCUGCAGGACGGAGCUGCAGCAGCUGCAGGCCUCCAUCAGCAGGAAGAACCAGGACUUCACCACCACCCUGUCCAUCAUGGAGGACGCCGUCCAGACGGCCGACAGGAGCCGAAGUCUGGAGGCCCUUAGCUCCGCCCUGCAGGACCGUCUGGACCAACAUAUCAAAGAAACCCAGCAGCAUCAGAGCAGCUUCAGACAGACGGUCCAGGUCCGACUGGAGGAGGCCAGAACCAGAACCACCCAGCUGCUGAGCUCCUUCAGAUUGUUCAGUGAAGGAGGAGAUGUUGCUCCUCAGGAGUUAAGGACGUUCCAAAGGAGGCUGAAGGAGGAGACCAGGAGGAUCAGUGUGACUGAGGCAUCCAUCUUCUCAGAGCUGGAGAUGUUUGAGUCCAGGAGUCUGCAGCAGGUGAAGGAGGUGUCGGCUCACUUUGAGGAGAAUCUGUCCUUCCUGAAGUCUGAGCUGGAAUUCACAGAAAAAGUCCAGAAGAUCAGGAGCACAAAAGUUCACAUCAAAUCAGAGGCAGCCAGCAGUAACCAGCAGCAGUCUUUGAUCAGCAGCACGUUGGAGGAUCUGAGGAGAAUGAUGGAGUCCACACAGGUGUCUCCACAUCAGGUGUUUCCUCUGCUGUCAUCAGUCAGUGAGGAGUUCAGGAAGCACUGUCAGUACCUGGAGCUGGACUCUGCUCUGCAGGAUGUUCUCAGCCCAUCCACCUGUCCUAAAGUCGUGAAGCAAGUACGUCCGGCUCCGCCUCCUGGCUUACUGCAGCCCAGCAGGACAAGUGUGGACCUUCUGGACGACCCCGUAGUGGACGUCAUCAAGUCCCUGAACAGGUUGGCUGAGGACAGCGACCAGAGAGGAGCUGCAGGUGAGAGUCCUGUCCAGCAUCAGCAGUCCGUCAGCGUGCUCAGUGUGAGGAGGAGCUGCAGGUCCAUCAGGACGGACAGAAGGUUCCAGAUGUUUGGACCCAAACCAGAAGCACAACUAACCCCAUGCUCCUUCAGCUCCUCAGUGAAUUCUCUGCUGCAGAAAACAAACGACGACCUGCUGCUGCUUGCUGAGGACUUUUACUGCAGCCAUCGUGUCACAAGGUCUCAGCGACUUCCUGGCUCUGUGGACCAAUGGGCCGACAGCAUGCAGCAGAGGCUGCUGGGAUACCAGGAAGAAGCCCAGAGGUUUCUGAGCAUGAGCAGAGAGGAGGCGGUGCAGCAGCGUUCUGUGUUGGGGCAGCUGCUGCGUUCCUUACCUGCAGUUCUGAUCCAUAACCACGAGCGACAACAGGAGGCGGAGCUUAGAGAAGAGGUGGGCGGAGUCAGGCAGCAGUUGGAGGAGACGCUGGCAGCCAGCGAGAAAGAGAAGGGUGUGUGUGUCUCUCGGCUGCGGGCGUCCUUCAUUGCGGUGGAGCUCCAGACUUUGGUCAACAGGGAGGAGCAGCGACAGCAGCAGCUGCUCAGUGCCACCUGCAGCACACACCUGAAGAUACAGGAGUGUGUGCGAGUCAGAGGGGAGGAGUUUGUGACAUCACUGGAGUCUCUGACGGAGAAGCUGCAGUGUGAGUUCAACAAGCUGCUGACGCCUGCAGGAAGCAAUGACAGAGUUGUUACCAUGGAGACAGGAGCUGAAACAGGAAGCAGGUGCAUCAUGGGACAUCUGAGUAUCACUGAGCAGAAAGAAGCUGCUGUGAAGCGGUUCCAGCAGCUGAUCAGCUCAGAGUUGUCACUUUCAGAUGAUGACAAACGAAGACAACUGAGUGAACAACAAACCUGGAACACACACUGGAGAAAAGAGAUACGCACUCGGAAAAGCACACACCAACAAUAACACACACUCACACACACAUUCAUGUCUGCAUUACCAAGAGUGGUCCAUCUAGCAUAUCUACCAACAGGGGCCCAGUGGUUCUGAUUAUUUUCAGAAAUAAAACAUCAGUUAAAAUCAAAAUGUACUUUUUCAUAAUAUAAUUGCAAAUGAGCAUUUUUGUUAAUUGAAAGUAAAACACCAAAUGGGGACUGAAUGCCCUAAACGAUGUCUCCUAUCAAACAGGUAGUCUGAAACAGAACUGUGUGUGAGCACAAAGUGAAUCAGUGCUGAGGCUUUAAAAAGUGUAAGUCUAAAGUUUGAAACAUUCUGAAAGGUAGCACACACUCUAAAGCACACAGACCAACAAUAACACACACUGGACACAACAGACACACUCUGAUACACACAGACCAACAAUAACACACACUGGACACAACAGACACACUCUAAGGCACACAGACCAACAAUAACACACACUGGACACAACAGACACACUCUGAUACACACAGACCAACAAUAACACACACUGGACACAACAGACACACUCUGAUACACACAGACCAACAAUAACACACACUGGACACAACAGACACACUCUGAUACACACAGACCAACAAUAACACACACUGGACACAACAGACACACUCUAAAGCACACAGACCAACAAUAACACACACUGGACACAACAGACACACUCUGAUACACACAGACCAACAAUAACACACACUGGACACAACAGACACACUCUAAAGCACACAGACCAACAAUAACACACACUGGACACAACAGACACACUCUGAUACACACAGACCAACAAUAACACACACUGGACACAACAGACACACUCUGAUACACACAGACCAACAAUAACACACACUGGACACAACAGACACACUCUGAUACACACAGACCAACAAUAACACACACUGGACACAACAGACACACUCUGAAACACACAGACCAACAAUAACACACACUGGACACAACAGACACACUCUGAUACACACAGACCAACAAUAACACACACUGGACACAACAGACACACUCUGAUACACACAGACCAACAAUAACACACACUGGACACAACAGACACACUCUGAUACACACAGACCAACAAUAACACACACUGGACACAACAGACACACUCUGAUACACACAGACCAACAAUAACACACACUGGACACAACAGACACACUCUGAAACACACAGACCAACAAUAACACACACUGGACACAACAGACACACUCUGAUACACACAGACCAGCUGACAUGAAGGCAGUAGCUAAUUGUCUGUUGUCGCUGUUUGCUGUAUUGUCAUCAGUUUGUUAAUAAAGUUAAUCUGAACUCCCUUUUCAUCUCCAUCAACCCUCAUCAUGAUAAAUCCUACUUCAUCCCCUACAGCUGGACCACUGCAGUAUUUCAUCUGUUUCAUGUUUCUGUACCUGUCCGUAUCCUCUCAGUGUAUAUGUUCUUAAAACGUGUGUCGUCUAUAGAUACAAAUAUGAAAGAAACUACUGUUGAUCAUUACAAACAUGUAUUGCUGACAGUAAUAGUCUAAGAACUCCUGAAUUGAAAUGAAACACAAUGCAACUGAAGCAGCCAUCACAGAGCAACACAAAUGUACGAGGGGUGAUUGAUAAGUUCUGAGCCUGACCAAGAAAAGACACUUUGUUAAUGAAAACCUUUAGUUCUCUGAGAGAGCAACAUGUCAGAAGAGUUUGAGUUCAGUUUUGAACUCAAUGUGUGUAUUCAUGGAUGUAUGAUAGUAAAGUAGAGUGAGGUAGGUCAUUCAAGCAAAAUGGACCCAAUUGGUGACCGUGCUGUGAUCCAUCAAUUGACUAUCAACGGGCAAUAUUAUGCUUCCCUGGUACGCCAACUGAGGGAGAAAAUUAAAGAAAAGCGCCGUGGAAUGUUCAGACGUGGUGUCCUGUUCCACCAGGAUGAUGCUCCGGUUCACCAGUCAGUUGUCUCCAUGGCUGCCAUUCAUCAAUGUGGCUUUGAACUCAUGCAGCAUCCACCUUAUUCCCCAGAUUUGGCUCUGUCUGACUUUCAUCUUUUCCCAAACAUGAAACGGCACCUUGCUGGGACCCACUACGCCACAAACGAUGACAUCAUAGCUGCGGUAAACGACUUCCUACAGGAUAAGACCUUCUAUGAGAACGGGAUCAAGGCACUACAGAGACGCUGGAAGAAAUGUGUGGACUUGCAAGGGGAUUAUGUUGAGAAAUAAAGCAUUGUUUGAAUUUACUUUUAAUUUUUUCUUGGUCAGGCUCAAAACUUAUCCCCCUCGUACAUGAACAAAAGAUGCACAGCGUGGCUGGGGUCUGCAUGGACCCUGAUCGAUUUUUCUAUAUAAACACCACAAACCUGGUUGGAAUAAAAAAAAAGCUUUGGUUUAUGUGAUGGCAACUAUGUGAGUAACAACUGACUGAAGGGACUGAGAAAUCCAAGUUGUAACUAAAAAAAUAUGACAACUUAUACACCUGUGAGGUCUGCAGGUGUACUGAUGAGGGUUAACUGAGUUUGAUACCAUGGCAACAUCACGACAAAAUUCAUCCUGGUUCUAAAAUCUGCUUGGGGCAACCAAAUCAGAUUUUUAAAACAACUAGGAUCAAGCAGAGCUUCACAUCCAGCUUUGUUCCAGUAAUCUGAAGUCUUUCUCUGGUUGAACAUCAGUUCCAUCAUGUAAUAAGUCUGCAGAAACAUUUAUCAGUACAUGUGAGCGCACGCUUUCCUGACACUUCAUUCUAUGAUGUUCUCUGUCUGGAUGGAAAUCACAACUUCUUCAAAAGCAGUUUGGUUUGAUGAAGGUUCAUUCUGGAGCUACAACUAAUAAUUAUUGUUUUCUGGAUGAAUCGAUCAGCUGUUUGGUCUCCACAAUAAAAUAGUAAAGAAAGUAGA